Truncatella angustata is the source of this 814-nucleotide messenger RNA. RefSeq lists its product as uncharacterized. The coding region runs from base 15 to 716 and encodes 233 amino acids. Lineage: Eukaryota; Fungi; Ascomycota; Sordariomycetes; Amphisphaeriales; Sporocadaceae. The record is from RefSeq and is a predicted model, not a curated record. The transcript has a single exon.
CAAUUUUGAACCACAUGAUCAACACGAAUAUGAGGAGAUCGCUACUUCUGAGGGUGUCGUCAAAGAAAGUAAAAAACCUAGCGAGCAACAUGACUUUGCCGACAAGCAAGAGCGCCAGAAAAGCCGCAUCGUGGACGACAACACUUUCGACGGCAUGGUCUACAAAAUCCCUCCAGUCAAGCACUAUGCCGAACGCUCUUCCUGGCCCUAGCGACUCUUUGUUGGCACCUCAGCUGCCACUUCAGGUUGACCAUGCACCAAAGAAAACCCCUCAUGCAAGCGCACCGCCCGCGGCGAAUCCGCCGUCCAGCACUAGGGAUCGUAAGCCCAUGGGCUGUCCCUACCCGGGCUGCGCGUCGCAAGAUCACACAAAGCGUCACCAGGCCACGCACACAUUGGAGUGCUGGAUCGACGGCUGUCAAGAUCGCAACAAGCCGUUCAAAGACACGUCAGGUAUCGCCAGGCACCUGAUCGCCAUGCACAACAACAACGACUCGCACAAUUGUCGCUGGAAUGGCUGUGAAAAGGCGAAGAACCAACUUACGAACCACAUUUCGCUACACUUACGGGAACACAACUGGGAGCUCGAGCAGGCGGUUGCCAAAAGCACACAGAAUGAAGACGCAGGGGACGACGACGAGUCAGUCGAUGCCGACGAAGAUCAGCAAAGCUACAAUAGCAGGAUCAAGAAGACUGGCGGCAAGUCUAGGGACUAAGAGAUGGGGCAGGAAUACUGCAGAUGGUACAACAGACAGCGGCAGCAAAGGAAACCCUGGUAGGACAACCAAUAAGGGUGGUAGGAGUGAUAAGCCGU